Messenger RNA from Triplophysa dalaica, 12314 nucleotides. RefSeq lists its product as uncharacterized. NCBI's taxonomy places the organism in Eukaryota, Metazoa, Chordata, Actinopteri, Cypriniformes, Nemacheilidae. The coding region runs from base 580 to 5901 and encodes 1773 amino acids. The transcript has 51 exons. The record is from RefSeq and is a predicted model, not a curated record.
CGUUUAAUGUAAACCAUUGAAAUGUGUUGAGAUAUGUUACUAUGACAACCGCUUCUCGUGUUUUAAAAUAAACUAGCGCGGAAUGCUAACUACAACCAUUAGCGUCUAACGCUUAACUCAGGGAUAUUUAUAACAUACGCUUAACUCAGGGAUAUUUAUAACAUACGCUUAACUGAGGGAUAUUUAUUACAUUUAUAUUUUAAAAGCAUUUCUUUUCGCUGUAAUGUUGUAUUAUGUAACGUGUUACUGCGGUGAAGGCUUUCGGAUCAUGACAUGAUUAUGACGCAUUAAGCCUCGAGCACUUUUUGACUCCUUAUAAUGCUCUGCUUCACCUUAGUCGGCGUCGGUUUGUUUUAGGCGAGUGGUCCGUGUUUUGAGCUUGUGAGAGAUACAACUUUUCGACUUCUUUUGGUUUCUUGUGUGAUUCUUGGCGUGUUUUUGCUGUUUGCUGUUUUUGGCUGAAAGGAGUGAGACCGAAGAGUGGCCUAACGGUAAUUUUUCGUUGACUCCCCUGAUCGCGAGGCAUCAAAACAUCGCAAAAGAUCACCUUCAUCGACUGGAUUCAGACCUGAUAUCAGGAUGAGAUUACCAGUUGAUUACAACAACGGCUGUCGGCCUACAAUGUCAUGGGGUAACUUCGUUUGGGGUGAUGAAGAUGAGGACGAUGAUCAGGAUAUAACUUUACCAUCAUGGACGAGCGUGAAGGGCAAAGAUCCGUUGCCAUCAUCCUCAGUCCAGAAGAGAUUUAAGAGAGUGAAGAAUGUUUCGUCACACAAGCGGUUCAGUCAGAAGACCGUCUCAGAUGUGUGGCGGACAACAGCAACUUCUUCAUCUGACUCUUCUGCAAGAUCUGGACCGAGCUCACAAGACCAGAUGCUGGAGUUUCCUAGUUUAGAGGUUUACAGGAAGUCAUCUCCUGUUGCAUCUGAGCCAAAAGAGAACGAAAGGAAGAACACAAUUCCUUGUGCAGAAAAUGUGGAGCUGGUUGAACAGGAGGUGUCAAUAGAGCCCCCUGUCCCAGCGGCCAAGAAGAACAGGAAGUGUCGGAAAACGAGGGAUAAAAUGUAUUUGCUCGAGGCAAGUUUAGCUCAGGAGCAGCAGAUGAGGACCAAGCUGGAGACUGACUCCAACAAUAAAAAUAUGUGCAAGUUGGAGGACAGACAGCAGCUGACGACCGAGCCACCGGUCACACCCACACCAGCUCCUCAACCUGAACAUUCUGCUUCAGACGUCUCUGUUACAACUCCAGGAGCGUCUGAGGGAAACAUGAAAAAGAAGAACAGAAUCUCAGCUUUCGCUGAAAAUGUGGAGCUUGUUGAACAGGAGGUGACAAUAGAGCCCCCUGUCCCAGCGGACCCCACACCUCCAUCUGAGGAACCAACAAUAAAGGAUCCACAGAAUGUGGAAAACAACAUGGAGAACCCUGAGCAUCCUGAUGUGUCCAGUACACCUUCUGCAGUGUCUACGAAUAAGAAGAAAUGUUGGAGAGCGAGUGAUAAAAUGUAUUUGCUCGAGGCAAGUUUAGCUAAGGAGCAGCAGAUGAGGACCAAGCUGGAGACUGACUCCAACAAUAAAAAUAUGUGCAAGUUGGAGGACAGACUGCAGCUGACGCCCGAGCCACCGGUCACACUGACACCAGCUCCUCAACCUGAACAUUCUGCUUCAGACGUCUCAGUUACAACUCCUGGAGCGUCUGAGGGAAACAUGAAAAAGAAGAACAGAAUCUCAGCUUUUGCAGAAAAUGUGGAGCUUGUUGAACAGGAGGUGAUAAUAGAGCCCCCUGUCCCAGCGGACCCCGCACCUCCAUCUGAGGAACCAACAAUUAAGGAUCCACAGAAUGUGGAAAACAACAUGGAGAACCCUGAGCAUCCUGAUGUGUCCAGUACACCUUCUGCAGUGACUACGAAUAAGAAGAAAUGUUGGAGAGCGAGUGAUAAAAUGUAUUUGCUCGAGGCAAGUUUAGCUCAGGAGCAGCAGAUGAGGACCAAGCUGGAGACUGACUCCAACAAUAAAAAUAUGUGCAAGUUGGAGGACAGACAGCAGCUGACGCCCGAGCCACCGGUCACAGCCACACCAGCUCCUCAACCUGAACAUUCUGCUUCAGACGUCUCUGUUACAUCUCCUGGAGCGGCUGAGGGAAACAUGAAAAAGAAGAACAGAAUCUGGAACCAACAAUUAUGGAUGCAAAGAAUGUGGAAAACAACAUGGAGAACCCUGAGCAUCCUGAUGUGUCCAGUACACCUUCUGCAAUGUCUAAUAAGAAAGAUGAAAAUGAAGAUAAGAAUCUCAGCUUUUGCAGAAAAUGUGGAGCUUGUUGAACAGGAGGUGACAAUAGAGCCCCCUGUCCCAGCGGACCCCACACCUCCAUCUGAUGAACCAACAAUUAAGGAUCCACAGAAUGUGGAAAACAACAUGGAUAACCCUGAGCAUCCUGAUGUGUCCAGUACACCUUCUGCAGUGUCUAAGAAUAAGAAGAAAUGUUGGAGAGCGAGCGAUAAAAUGUAUUUGCUCCAGUCAAGUUUACCUCAAGAGCAGCAGAUGAGGACCAAGCUGGAGACUGACUCCAACAAUAAAAAUAUGUGCAAGUUGGAGGACAGACAGCAGCUGACGCCUGAGCCACCGGUCACACCCACACCAGCUCCUCAACCUGAACAUUCUGCUUCAGACGUCUCUGUUACAUCUCCUGGAGCGUCUGAGGGAAACAUGAAAAAGAAGAACAGAAUCUCAGCUUUCGCUGAAAAUGUGGAGCUUGUUGAACAGGAGGUGACAAUAGAGCCCCCUGUCCCAGCGGACCCCGCACCUCCAUCUGAUGAACCAACAAUUAAGGAUCCACAGAAUGUGGAAAACAACAUGGAGAACCCUGAGCAUCCUGAUGUGUCCAGUACACCUUCUGCAGUGUCUACGAAUAAGAAGAAAUGUUGGAGAGCGAGUGAUAAAAUGUAUUUGCUCCAGUCAAGUUUACCUCAAGAGCAGCAGAUGAGGACCAAGCUGGAGACUGACUCCAACAAUAAAAAUAUGUGCAAGUUGGAGGACAGACUGCAGCUGACGCCCGAGCCACCGGUCACACUGACACCAGCUCCUCAACCUGAACAUUCUGCUUCAGACGUCUCCAUUACAUCUCCUGGAGCGUCUGAGGGAAACAUGAAAAAGAAGAACAGAAUCUCAGCUUUCGCUGAAAAUGUGGAGCUUGUUGAACAGGAGGUGACAAUAGAGCCCCCUGUCCCAGCGGACCCCACACCUCCAUCUGAGGAACCAACAAUAAAGGAUCCACAGAAUGUGGAAAACAACAUGGAGAACCCUGAGCAUCCUGAUGUGUCCAGUACACCUUCUGCAGUGACUAUGAAUAAGAAGAAAUGUUGGAGAGCGAGUGAUAAAAUGUAUUUGCUCCAGGCAAGUUUACCUAAAGAGCAGCUGAUGAGGACCAAGCUGGAGACUGACUCCAACAAUAAAAAUAUGUGCAAGUUGGAGGACAGACAGCAGCUGACGCCCGAGCCACCGGUCACACCCACACCAGCUCCUCAACCUGAACAUUCUGCUUCAGACGUCUCUGUUACAACUCCUGGAGCGUCUGAGGGAAACAUGAAAAAGAAGAACAGAAUCUCAGCUUUUGCAGAAAAUGUGGAGCUUGUUGAACAGGAGGUGACAAUAGAGCCCCCUGUCCCAGCGGACCCCGCACCUCCAUCUGAGGAACCAACAAUUAAGGAUCCACAGAAUGUGGAAAACAACAUGGAGAACCCUGAGCAUCCUGAUGUGUCCAGUACACCUUCUGCAGUGUCUAAGAAUAAGAAGAAAUGUUGGAGAGCGAGCGAUAAAAUGUAUUUGCUCCAGUCAAGUUUACCUCAAGAGCAGCAGAUGAGGACCAAGGUGGAGACUGACUCCAACAAUAAAAAUAUGUGCAAGUUGGAGGACAGACAGCAGCUGACGCCUGAGCCACCGGUCACACCCACACCAGCUCCUCAACCUGAACAUUCUGCUUCAGACGUCUCUGUUACAUCUCCUGGAGCGUCUGAGGGAAACAUGAAAAAGAAGAACAGAAUCUCAGCUUUCGCUGAAAAUGUGGAGCUUGUUGAACAGGAGGUGACAAUAGAGCCCCCUGUCCCAGCGGACCCCGCACCUCCAUCUGAGGAACCAACAAUUAAGGAUCCACAGAAUGUGGAAAACAACAUGGAGAACCCUGAGCAUCCUGAUGUGUCCAGUACACCUUCUGCAGUGUCUACGAAUAAGAAGAAAUGUUGCAGAGCGAGGGAUAAAAUGUAUUUGCUCCAGUCAAGUUUAGCUCAAGAGCAGCUGAUGAGGACCAAGCUGGAGACUGACUCCAACAAUAAAAAUAUGUGCAAGUUGGAGGACAGACAGCAGCUGACGCCCGAGCCACCGGUCACACCCACACCAGCUCCUCAACCUGAACAUUCUGCUUCAGACGUCUCCAUUACAUCUCCUGGAGCGUCUGAGGGAAACAUGAAAAAGAAGAACAGAAUCUCAGCUUUUGCAGAAAAUGUGGAGCUUGUUGAACAGGAGGUGAUAAUAGAGCCCCCUGUCCCAGCGGACCCCGCACCUCCAUCUGAGGAACCAACAAUUAAGGAUCCACAGAAUGUGGAAAACAACAUGGAGAACCCUGAGCAUCCUGAUGUGUCCAGUACACCUUCUGCAGUGUCUACGAAUAAGAAGAAAUGUUGGAGAGCGAGUGAUAAAAUGUAUUUGCUCGAGGCAAGUUUAGCUCAGGAGCAGCAGAUGAGGACCAAGCUGGAGACUGACUCCAACAAUAAAAAUAUGUGCAAGUUGGCGGACAGACAGCAGCUGACGCCCGAGCCACCGGUCACACCCACACCAGCUCCUCAACCUGAACAUUCUGCUUCAGACGUCUCUGUUACAUCUCCUGGAGCGGCUGAGGGAAACAUGAAAAAGAAGAACAGAAUCUGGAACCAACAAUUAUGGAUGCAAAGAAUGUGGAAAACAACAUGGAGAACCCUGAGCAUCCUGAUGUGUCCAGUACACCUUCUGCAAUGUCUAAUAAGAAAGAUGAAAAUGAAGAUAAGAAUCUCAGCUUUUGCAGAAAAUGUGGAGCUUGUUGAACAGGAGGUGACAAUAGAGCCCCCUGUCCCAGCGGACCCCACACCUCCAUCUGAUGAACCAACAAUUAAGGAUCCACAGAAUGUGGAAAACAACAUGGAGAACCCUGAGCAUCCUGAUGUGUCCAGUACACCUUCUGCAGUGUCUAAGAAUAAGAAGAAAUGUUGGAGAGCGAGCGAUAAAAUGUAUUUGCUCCAGUCAAGUUUACCUCAAGAGCAGCAGAUGAGGACCAAGCUGGAGACUGACUCCAACAAUAAAAAUAUGUGCAAGUUGGAGGACAGACAGCAGCUGACGCCUGAGCCACCGGUCACACCCACACCAGCUCCUCAACCUGAACAUUCUGCUUCAGACGUCUCCGUUACAUCUCCUAGAGUGUCUGAGAGAAACAUGAAAAAGAAGAACAGAAUCUCAGCUUUCGCUGAAAAUGUGGAGCUUGUUGAACAGGAGGUGACAAUAGAGCCCCCUGUCCCAGCGGACCCCGCACCUCCAUCUGAUGAACCUAAAAUUGAGGAUCCUCAAAAGAAGCCUGAGGAUCCUGCUUUACCCGACUGGUCCAGUACACCCCCUGGAGCGUCUAAGAGCUCAAAGAAGAAGAAGCGGAGGAGAAAGAAUAAAAUUUGUUUUCCACCGAUGCAGGAGAUCAGCAGCACACUGGAGACUGACUCCAGUAAUAAAGAUCAGGUUAUGCUGCUGGUCACACCGACACCAGCUCCUGUAUCUGAGCAUCAUUUGGAUUCUAGCUACUCUCAGAUAAAUGGAAAGGAGGAGAUGAGGAGCUCUUCCAGUGUGAAAGAACUCUGCAGGUUGCUGGAUGGCCUGCACUUGUCCAGAUAGCCACAGGUCACACCCAACACCAGCUCCUGUACCUGCCUUAAGAGCAGGGACCCACCAGAAAGGCAGCCAAGAGAUCAAAUGGCUGAAAUUAAAAGCAGCAUCUAAAACCUGAACCUGCUUCUGAAAUUUGUCAUGAUACACCAACGAAGUAGACUCAAUUGCAGGUAGAAUGAUCCAAAUCUUUAUUUAGCACACACAACAGGUCACAAAGAUCCCUAUGGCACGAACACAGGUACACUCAGUAGUAAGACCAAUAGAUUUCAACGCCUUCCGUGAAUGAAAGUCCCAGCGAUUCCAGAGGGCGGUAGUAGACUGCAAGGGCAACUGGGAAAACCCCAGUGUACGGCAGCGUCAGCUAGAGUCGGGUAGCGCCACCGAGAGGCGAAGGACCAGAGUAAUAGUCGGGAGAUCAGAUGUCGGAUCAUAAUGAUGAUGGUUGGGAAUGACUACAGGUGAACAAGGUGAAUAGAUGAGAUACUGGUGAGGGAAAAGCCUAGCAGGGAAACACAAAGUUUCUUUACUUUUUCUUUAUUAAAGCCCAAUACUAAAUAUACAAGAGAAAGUAAGCAGGUCUCUUAAAAUGAACAACUAAUUUGUUUACUUGUUAGAAACAUUAAAAUUUUUAUUGCUGAAAUUGCAUACAUUAAUAUCGGUGAAAACUAACCCAUUUAGUACAUUCCAUUGUCAUAUUACUUUCAAAAUGCAAUAUAAUACAAAUAUUUAAAUAAGAAGCAUAAAUAAAAAUAGAAAGAAUAAUUUCAAAGGUAAACAACUAACUUCAGCAUGUGUAUGGUGCAUUAAGUUUCCCUAAAUUUUAUUUUUAUUUUUUAAAGUUCUCUUUUUUAUUUUUUUACUAUUUAAUAGUAAAAUAUUUGUCCAUAUAAAAUAUAGUAGUUAACCAGACUUUUAUUUUGACAGGUCGUCGGAAGGCGCUUAUUUUUUAGUGUGUUUGACGCAGUGUUGUCAACUUGCCGACUUUGUACUGGAUUUGGCAACUUUUCAGACUCCUUUAGUGAUUUUAGUUUUUUCAAAAGUGACUAGCGACAAAUCUAGCUACUUUCUAAAAAAGGCUUGGCGACUUAACAAAACAUUCUGCUUUACUAACAUUCAGCGAGUUUUUCCCUUCCCAGCGCAGCACCGCCUCUCUCUGUCUACUCUGUUCAGUGAGCGGCCGGGAGAUGCAGCAUAUUCAGUUCAGACCGCACUGACGUGUGAAUGAGAUAUGGAUGUAUCCAAGAAUAAUCAUUUACUGACUUUGUUUAAGCAUUUAUGAUUUAAAAACGCGAUUACUGUAGGGACGUACACAUGAACACAGACGGAUUUUAUCUGUUCAACGAGGUGACUGCUGGUGUGUAGUUUUAAGUGGUCGAACUUGACAUGCGUUCUUGUUGUCUGCCAAAAGAAAGUGAAAAAUAUGCCAUUAAGAACCUAUUUAUUGUGCAUUUGGGUGUAUUGUUUUAAUAUAAUACUGUAAACAACAUCUCAGAGAGAGGAGAUAUGAAGUAGACCUGAAGUUUUUAGCUUGUCCAGUGUUUCCCCUACCUUAGGGGUGCGCUGCGCCCCUCCAACGGCACCACCCGCCCCCCCUUAAAGGUCAAUUUAAUCUUAUUUUAUAUAUAGCGCCAGAUAACAGGAUUAGAGAAGAGCGUUUAAGGUAACCUUUCCUACAGAACAUGUCUAUACCUUUUUAUUUUACUGAACAAACUAAAUAGCAUUAUGGUCUUUAUCUUAUUUAUACGGCGGCAUGUCAUUUCAGUCUCUAUGUUUACAAUUCUCAUUUGCCCUCUGUAUCGAGUUCCGCUCCGAUGCGUGCACACACAGACAUGUGCGCUCCGCUCACGCACAGGUUUCUUGCACAGUUCGAUCGAUUCGCUUAAAUAAGACGUCAUUAAUACAUCAGAAGAAGUCGCAGGGAUUACUUUUAUGUUGCCUCUGUAUGUGUUUCAAACUUUUAAAGACGGGGUAACGCCCUUUAGAACCUAUCAACUCUUGACAACUUUUGAGAGGCCAAUGAAAUUUGGCUAAUGAAAUUUGCAUGCUGGUCUCCGCCCCCGGAUAGCCGGUAUAAAAGGAAGACGGCGUGAAGCAUUUAUUUACCUUUUGUUCUUCAGAGCCAUCGAUCAUGAUUACAAAGCUUAAACUUAAACCUUCAAGACAAUUGCUGGAUCUAUGAUGUGGAGCUGCGGAUCGUCCCUAUCCUGCAGCGACCUGCCCCAGGGCGUCUAGGCGGUUCCAGAGGUGUUCAGAGUAUUUCCAAAAAGUCCUUUCAAGGGCUUAGCAUUUCUCAAGCGCGGCAUGUUCCGCUGUUCUCUUGGGUGCGGCACCCUCAUCGAGGAGGGGGAUGGACACGAUAGCUACAUCAAGUGUCUGGGCGUCCAGCACGCUGAGGCAGCUUUCAUAGACACAUCUUGUCCGAUGUCCGCUAGUGCUAGCAGCGUUGGUGAUAUGGGGACAUCUGCGAGCGUAAACCCGCCAGCCAAGCUCUCACAGCCACUCACACCCCGCCUCAUCAUCUGACCCAUCCCCAACCGGCGGUGGCAAACCGUCCGGAUUCUCAGCCACUUAUUCGGAAACGAUGCGUGACGAUGAUGAGAUGUCGCUCGCAGCAUCGGAGGGAGAAUUAUUGGCAUCCGACACGGAAGACUCCGAGCUCCCCAUCAAGGGGGGUCGAGCUCAGGAGGAAGCAGACGUUGAGAUGUCGACCAUGCUAACCCGGGCAGCCACGAGCAUUGGGAUGCAGUGUACCCCACUACCUCCUCCCCGGCACUCGAGACUGGAUACGUGAGACCUCCACCCCGUCAGAAACCUUCUCGGAAGAAGCAUCCCUGACGUGAAGACACCAGGGAGAACAACAUCGGGUCCGACCAUCACAGCCACGCCUCUGAUCAGUCGGUACGGGACGGUUCCUGCCUCGUCCCAAAAGCCGGGCCCUUCUCAGGGCCUGGCACCCACAUGCUCACAAAGAGAGUGUCCGUUCUCCCUGGGUGUCCAUCGCAGAAGCUCUCGCACUCCACUGUCUGUGUUCAGCAACCUGACCUCACGUCUUUGCAAGGUCGAACACACAUUACAGCCACCACCACUGUCAACCCGACCUUGUGUGCAGCUGUUCCGCGGUUUGCGCCCCGUUCUAGAUCUGCGUACCCUGAACAAGCACCUUCACAAGCUGCUGUUCAGGAUGCUCACGCAGAGGCGCAUCCUGACAUCCAACAGGUGUUAGGAUUGGUUCGUGGCAAUCGACCUGAAGGACGAUUACUUUCAUGUCUCGAUUCACCCUCAUCACCGACCGUUCCUACGGUUCGCUUUCGAGGGGCGGGCAUAUCCGUACAGAGUCCUCCCUUUCGGUCUGUCCCUGUCUCCACGGGUCUUCACGAAGAUCGAAAGGGAGAAAUGUGUGUGGGUACUGCACUAUCUCGACUGGCCCUGGUGCAGAGCAUUCUCUUUCUCUGUAUGGAACUCAACUCUGUCACCAUGAUAGCGCGACUGUCCGCAAUACGGAACACUUCAGGCAGCCAGCGGUCCCCACAGUGGCUUCUGGGUUCCAUGGCGUCCUCGGUGGGGGGUAAUACCCAUCGGAUUGAUGCACAUGAGAGCGCUCCAACAGUGCGAGACUAACAUCUCCCCCUCCACACUGAAAGUGUAUGUAGCCACUAUUGCCACUUGUCACGACACAGUUGUUGGAUAGUCUCUAGGGCAGCACGAACUGAUCAUCAGGCUCCUAAGGGUCGAGAGAAGGCGGAAUCCGCCUCGUCUCCACUCCAUACCCUCUUGUGACCUUAAUGUGGUCAUGGCGGGCCUCUCUGGCGAUCUUCCUCACCUCUCUAGUAAGAUGGUGCUCGCUUCUUUCAAGAGGUUAGGGGACCUACAAACAUUCGCCAUGUCCCCGGAUUACCUUGAAUUCGGGCCCGGCAACUCUCAUGUUAUCCUGAGACCCAGACCCGGAUACGUGCCCAAAGUUCCCACGAUUCCCUUUCGGGACCAAGUGGUGAGCUUGCAGGCCCUCCCCCUUGCGGAGGAAGACCCAACCCGGUCCUUGUUGUGUCCAGUACAUGCACUACGCAUCUACUUGGACCGCACGCAGAGCUUCAGGAGCUCUUACCAGCUCUUUGUCUGUUUCGGAGGACAGCAGAAGGGGAGGGCUGUCUCCAAACAGAGACUGUCGCAGUGGAUCGUGGAUGCCGUCACGACGGCACACCGAUCACAAGAUCUCCCGUGCCCAUUGUCCGUCCGGGCUCACUCCACACAGGGUAUAGCCACCUCCUGGGCACUGGCCAGAGGCGCCUCUCUGGCAGACAUUUGUAGAGCCGCCGGUUGGGCUACGCCCAACGCCUUCGCAAGGUUUUUAACCUUCGCGUAAACCCGUUAUCAGCCCACGUCCUGCGUGGCAACAUGUAGGACUGGCAACAGGCUGGGUGUACGCCUGCGAAAGCACCUCCCCACCCUCCAGCAGGUUGGAUCAGUGUGCUAUCUUUCUCCCUUCUUACCCACCACGUGGUUAAGAACAGGCAUCCCGUCCAUCACUAAGCAAGCACCCCCUGGGGUCGGCUGGUCAGAGCAGCCUUCCCCCUUAGGCCGGGAGAAUAUAUGAACUAUCACAGAUAGCUCUAACCGGACCUAGUGCUAUUGGACGUCUGUAACACCCCCUCCGUGGGCUGUUCCGUCUGAUGUAUCCUCAUGAAAUGGUUCUCACUCCUGGUAACCCGUGACCUCCCCCAGGUGGACCUCCACCUCGCAGUUAACUACUCAGUCCAAAUGUCCCACGCAGUCUCCCCCAACGGCGAGACCAUCUCUAUAUCCCUAUAGUAGUAUUAUAAUACUACCCUCCCCCUGGGUAGGAAGUGGCCUCUGCAGCGCAUCCCUAAUUAAGGAAGUUGCGCUGAACCGGUGAAACCAGAUCCGGAUGGCCUCUCGCCAGUAGAGAGUUAAGGCCUCUGUCCGUGAAAGGUUACCGGUCGGGCAUACCCAUCUUUCUCUAAGAAAGCGAUGGGAUCCCCGACCAUCACCACAUCAUAUACCGGAUAUCCGGGGGUGGAGACCGGGAUGCAAAUUUCAUCAGCCAAAUUUCAUUGGCCUCUUCUAAAGUAGUCAGAGUUGAUAGGUUCUCAAGGACGAACCCCAUCUGUCUGUUCGACACAACAGACAUAACCGAGACGUUGUUGCACUUGUCAUUACAUCACAUGGCUAAUCUCUGGCCCAACUAGACACUGACACGUGUACGCUAAUGUGUUUGUCUUGUUCUCUUGUCUCAUCCUCGGGACAUCUGAGUCUGACAGAACCAGCUCAAGUUUGACUGAAUGCUCAUUCUCUUGAUGGUCACAGCUGAUGUCUGCAGCAAGCAGAAGGUAAUGAGAGUCUGCAAUGAGUCGAGUGAUGAAGUGAUGCCAGAAGAAAGAGGACAUCUGCAAUUCGACUGGGCAUACUCUCAAUCAACUUCUGGGCCAAAUCCUGACUGAUAGCAACCCAUUCUUUCAUAAUAACUUCUUGUAGUUUGUCAGAAUUAGUGGAUUUUUGUUUGUCCACCCGCCUCUUGAGGAUUGACCACAAGUUCUCAAUGGGAUUAAGAUCUGGGGAGUUUCCAGGCCAUGGACCCAAAAUUUCAACAUUCUGGUCCCCGAGCCACUUAGUUAUCACGUUUGCCUUAUGGCACGGUGCUCCAUCGUGCUGGAAAAUGCAUUGUUCUUCACCAAACUGUUGUUGGAUUAUUGGAAGAAGUUGCUGUUGGAGGGUGUUUUGGUACCAUUCUUUAUUCAUGGCUGUGUUUUUGGGCAGAAUUGUGAGUGAGCCCACUCCCUUGGAUGAGAAGCAACCCCACACAUGAAUGGUGUUAGGAUGCUUUACUGUUGGCAUGACACAGGACUGAUGGUAGCGCUCACCUUUUCUUAUCCGGACAAGCCUUUUUCCAGAUGCCCCAAACAAUCGGAAAGGGGCUUCAUCGGAGAAUAUGACUAUUGAUGAACCUAUAAAUUGUUGAUUUAGGUGCAAUCUUAGUAGCCACAAUAUCCUUGCCUGUGAAGCCAUUUUUAUGCAACGCAAUGAUGGCUGCACACGUUUCUUUGCAGGUCACCAUGGUUAACAAUGGAAGAACUAUGAUUUCAAGCAUCACCCUCCUUUUAACAUGUCAAGUCUGCCAUUCUAACCCAAUCAGCCUGACAUAAUGAUCUCUCCAGCCUUGUGCUUGUCAACAUUCUCACCUGAGUUAUCAAGAUGAUUACUGAAAUGAUGUCAGCAGGUCCUUUAAUGACAGCAAUGAAAUGCAGAGGAAAGGUUUUUUGGGGAUUAAGUUAAUUUUCAUGGUAAAGAAGGACUAUGCAAUUCAUCUGAUCACUCUUCGUAACAUUCUGGAGUAUAUGCAAAUUGCUAUUAUGAAAACUUAAGCAGCAACUUUUCCAAUUUCCAAUAUUUAUGUAAUUCUCAAA